Molecule: messenger RNA, 827 nt
Organism: Populus trichocarpa (black cottonwood)
Lineage: Eukaryota; Viridiplantae; Streptophyta; Magnoliopsida; Malpighiales; Salicaceae
Product: mitochondrial fission 1 protein A
Exons: 5
Coding region: 101-604 (167 amino acids)
Biological process (GO): mitochondrial fission; autophagy of mitochondrion; peroxisome fission
Cellular component (GO): peroxisomal membrane; mitochondrial outer membrane
Molecular function (GO): protein binding
Source: RefSeq, a predicted model, not a curated record
CAGCACAGGCGCACAGCACAUUGCACUUUUCACUUUCGUAUUAUAACUUGUUAUCAUAGUUAGGAGAAGCGUAGCAAAAAUAGAGAGAGAGAGAGAGAGAAUGGAAGCAAAGUUAGGGAAGGCGUUCGAGUCCAUCACCAACUUCUUCACCGGCGCUGACCAGAUCCCCUGGUGCGAUCGCGACAUCGUCGCUGGAUGUGAGCAAGAGGUUCAUGAAGCUGAAAAAGGUCCUUCUGAUGAGUUUAAGAAUGAAUGCAUCAUGCGUUUGUCGUGGGCUCUUGUUCACUCAAGACAGACAGAAGAUGUACAUAGAGGCAUAGCUAUGCUUGAGUCUUCACUGGGCAGCACUACCAGCCCUUUGAAACUGAGAGAGAAGCUUUAUCUUCUAGCUGUGGGUUAUUAUAGAAGUGGUGACUAUUCAAGAAGUAGGGAGCUGGUGGAAGACUGUUUGAAGAUUGAGCCCGAAUGGAGACAGGCACAAUCCCUCAAGAAAGCAAUUGAAGACCGGAUCAAGAAAGAUGGUGUGAUAGGCAUAGGAAUUGCUGCUACUGCUGUUGGACUGGUUGCUGGUGGGAUUGCUGCAGCAUUUGCACGUAGGAAUUGAUGCGACCUUUGAUAAUCACAGAUAUGCACGAGGAAUACACUCGAUGACGUACUAGGUGCAGAAACCAAAACUAAAUUGUGGUUUAAUACAUGCUUACUUGUUCCUUUCGUUACAUGAAAGAACUUAAGAGGUUGGUUUUUUUAUAACACAAUUUUCUUGUAAGAUAGUUACCAUCAACGUGUAUACUUUCGGAUUUAUCUGAGAAUUGCUCCCUCCUUCUUCA